GGCCAGUGCCAGCCUGCACCAGCCCCGAAGGCAAAGACACAGAAGCUCCCCCGGGCGUGGGCAUGUCUGGGUGGCUGCUCCCUCCCCCGCGCAGAGGCCGGGCAGGGCUCGGCUCCCACGCCCCGGAGCCAGGGGAGCGGCGCGGCCGCGCAGGCACAGGGGGCAGGGCCUGGCCCGCUUUCGCUUUCGGCGCUGACCGGGCCCGGCUGCACAGAGAGGAGAAGCGGCGCAAGUUCUCUGUUUUAGCCUGUGUGCAUAAAUGGAAGGAAAUCAGUCCGGUCCUGAGCCCAUACAGAAGGAUGAAGACUAUGAUGAAGAUCAAGGUGAUACUGUGGAUGCAAGGCCAGACAGAAGUAGCAGACUCUCCAUCUUUGCAAAAAAAAAGAAGAAUGGUCAGGACGAGCAGCCAGAGACCUCCCUCAGUACCCAGUACCGAUUGGUUAGCCCAACAUUCAAGUAUAAUAUGGACUACAAGAAUGUUGGCAAAUGCAUUAUUAUAAACAACAAAAAUUUUGAGAACCAUACAGGUAUGGGCAUCCGCAGUGGCACUGAUAAAGAUGCUGGAGAGCUUGCCGUAUGUUUUAAACGCUUGGGAUUUGAGGUGGUUGUACAUAACGAUCGACGCUGCGAUGAUAUAUUGAAAUUACUCCAACAAGCUGCGGAUGAGAACCACAGUGAUGCUGCUUGCUUUGCCUGUAUCUUCUUAAGCCAUGGGGAAGAGGGCAGAAUUUAUGGCACUGAUGGAACGUUGCAAAUCAAGGAACUCACCAUACUUUUCAGAGGAGACAAGUGUAAAACUCUGAUAGGCAAACCCAAAUUGUUUUUCAUCCAGGCAUGUAGAGGAUCUGAAUUUGAUGAUGGGAUACAGACGGAUUCUGGACUUGCUGACGACACAGAUGCCAAUCCCAGAUACAAGAUUCCAGUAGAGGCAGAUUUUCUGUUUGCCUAUUCCACCGUGCCAGGUUAUUAUUCCUGGAGGAACCCAGGGAGAGGCUCUUGGUUUGUGCAGUCUCUAUGCUCCACGCUAAAUGAAUUUGGGAAACAACUUGAAUUAAUGCAGAUCCUCACCAGGGUCAACUACAUGGUGGCUAUCAACUUUGAAUCACAGUCGGAUGACCCACGCUACAGUGAGAAGAAACAGAUACCCUGUGUGGUCUCCAUGCUCACUAAAGAGCUUUACUUUACAAAGCAUAUUUAAAGGGGUGAUGGCAGGGUACACCUUUUCCCCCCAGGAGGUUUGACUGUACACUCAGGGCACAGCUCAUUCAUGCAGAUACAGAUUUUUCCUGGCUUCUUAUAAUUGCGAAAGCAGAUAUAGCCAAUUUGCUGAGCCCUAAUUAAGGUUUUGUUGGAGGAAAAAACAACUUUGGACCAGACCCUCAGCUGAUGUAAAGUCCAUAAUUCCAUUUUCAUAUGUCCUCCUAUGCUGAUUUACACUAGCUGAGGAUCUCGUCCAGCAUACUUAGCAAUACAGAAAAAUUGGAAGUUGUCCAUUCUAUACACUCAACUAGAUCCUACCGAUGUCUUUCUGGUUGCUUUUUUCAUUUUUGUUUAUUUUUCUAUUGUUUGAUUUAUCUCACUCACUCACUCUCUCUCACACACACUCCCCCAUCUCAGAAUUUUGAAAAACAAAUCUAUUUGAUUGCUAUUUUCCAUUGUUUCUAGUACUGUACUGCAUUGCUAAAAGAUGGAAGACUUUCUACUUAUUCUUCAUGUUUAAGAAGAGCUGUACAAAUAUACAUCGUUCUAGGAAGUAAUGUUAGUUAAGGCAUCCUAGGGAGAAUACAGAUUGCAUAGGAGUGUGACUAAUUGUGGAUUAUUUAUAUUAGCUGCUCUAUUUCUUCUGGAUUAAGUGGUGGAUUUGCAGACGUUGAUAUUUAAAAUCCAGAUAAUAGUUCCCAUUUGUCUGAGUUGGACUAAAUAAGUUGGCAUUUUCCCUUUCUAGCUGACUUUCAUUAUAAAUCUGUUGAUGGUGUAUUAAAGUGGUUUUUUGCAAAUCAACCAAUUCUACCUCUAUUGGGAAAAAGUGUUCUUGUGAAGCUUAGAAAGUAUAUUUGGGCAAUAUCUCUUUCCAAGAUGAAAGAACUAAAAUGUAUUGACAUUCAGAUUCUUGCUAAUGGUUAUUUUUCUUGACUGCAUCACCUUUCUUUCAUUCUGUCCAAAGCUAAGUAACUGACUAGGCAAGAUGCAAGUUAUACAAAACAAAAAUAAGUUUGUCAGUCCAGAGAAAUUAAACAAUUCUAGAAAUCAGUAUGUAAAACUUCUACAUUGAACACAACCAAAUAAAUUCUCAGAAUCUUCCAACAACAGCUCCUUCCCUGAAAUCUUGCUAAGGUAACACCAUUAUGUAUCACUUUUUAUUAUCGGGUGUGUGCUUAAAAACUGAGCCCCUAUUUGGGGUGGAGUUUCUGAUCUCAUACAUCAACUUCUUUCUCUAAG
Molecule: messenger RNA, 2439 nt
Organism: Pelodiscus sinensis (Chinese soft-shelled turtle)
Lineage: Eukaryota; Metazoa; Chordata; Testudines; Trionychidae
Gene: CASP7
Product: caspase 7
Biological process (GO): positive regulation of neuron apoptotic process; apoptotic process; proteolysis
Cellular component (GO): cytoplasm
Molecular function (GO): cysteine-type endopeptidase activity
Source: RefSeq, a predicted model, not a curated record